AAAUGCGGUUCUGAUUUGUUUUAUACAAUUGCCAAGCAGAAUUGUGUGUACCAUAAAACGUUGUAAACGCUCGGCAUUCAAUUGGAACCAUUUUUCAACAAAAAUUAUUCAGUUUGAAUAAAAUUCAGUCUUUGACAAGUUGAAAAUAAUUUUCACAAGUGUGCACUACAAAUCAGCGGCAUUUGAACUCAUGUAAAUACCUUUCGUUUUGACCACAAACAGCAGCCUGAUCUAAACAACUGAAAAACAAUCUCAUCAAUCAGCGAAACAGAUUUGAAAUCGAUUAGAUUGAACUCAGGAAUAGCAAAUCAAAAUGACCACUUUUGAAACCAUGUUCGGCGAAACUCUCGUCAAAAACGACAAAUCCGAAUUCAAAACAUCCGAAUUGUCGACGAAAAAAGGCGGAGUUGUCGGCGUAUAUUUCUCGGCUCAUUGGUGCCCGCCUUGUCGUGGAUUCACACCCGAAUUCGCCGAAAUUUACAAUAAGAUAAAAGCCGAAGACAAGGACUUCGAAGUCGUUUUUGUGUCGUCUGAUCGAGAUGAAACUGCGUUCGCCGAGUACCACGCUGAAAUGCCUUGGCUUGCAUUGCCUUACGACAAAAGAGACAAAAAAGAAGAGCUCUCAGAAAAGUUUGGAGUUGAAGGAAUUCCAACUCUGGCACUGCUGGACGCUGAAACGGGGGAAACUAUAACAAGCGAUGGGCGAACCUAUAUUUCAGAGUUCGGCGCGCCUGGAUUUCCUUUUUCAGAAGAGCAUAUUACAAAUCUGAAAAAGGAAGUAGCAGAAAAGAAGGAAAAACAACUGUUGGAAAUAGCUGAAGACAUAAAGUCGUUCACAAAAUUGGCCGAAAUCAAAGACGGUUCAGAAGUUGGAGAUCUGACAGCCAGUGAAGCGUUGGCAUUUGGCUUCUUCAAAGGUGAAGGGUGCCGCGGAAGCGAAGCUGUGAUCCCAUCUCUCGUAGAGGCUCAAACGAAACUGGGAUCCUCAAAACUGGCAAUUGUUGUAGUCUCAGUGCAAGGAGAAUCCGGACCCGAUUUUUCAGAAAGUCAAGCUGAAAAACUUAAAUCAGUGCCUGUCAUACCCAAAGGAGAAAAGGCUGACGGUGUCGUGAAAAAAUUCGAACCGGUUCUCGGGAAAAUCGAGGCACCGCAUGUUGUGAUAAUCGACGUUAGGGAUCCCAGCUCUGUCAAAUUGCUUGCCGAAGACGCAGCAAGGGACGUCUACAUGAUGGGCACAGACGCAUACCCUUGGUCGGAAGCUGCUAUUGAAGCCGCAGAUGAGGCAAAAGAACGAAAGAAGCUAGAACUGAAAGCUAAACUGAAGAACUUUGAAGUUUUCGAACCUUCAGAUACGUGUCAUAUUGUGGACAAGGCGAAAAAUCCGGUUGCGCUAGACCAUUUGACAUCAAAGGACAUUGUUGGAAUCUACUUCAGCGCGCACUGGUGCGGCCCUUGCCGUGGCUUCACUCCAAAAUUGGUUGAGUUUUACAAGAAAUGUCAAGACGAGGGGAAGAAGUUUGAGGUAAUUUUUGCCAGCUCCGAUCGAAAUCAAGAGGAGUUUGACUCGUAUUAUGAAGAAAUGCCAUGGUGCACUUUGGACUUCAAAGACAGAGAGUUGAAAGGGAUCUUGUCGGAGAUAUUUGACGUUUCGGGUAUUCCCACUCUAGUUCUUCUGAAGGGUAAUGGAGAAGUGAUCACGACAGAUGGAACAGCGAAAAUAGGGAGUGAAUGCGAUCUGUUUGCAGAUGCGGCUUAAACAAGUUAUAUAGCAAAUUAAGCGACUAACUAAGCUAAUGUAUAACUAAAUUGAUAAUUGUGAAUAACUUUGUAUCUUCAACAUUUUAAUGAAUGGUUAUCUAAUGGUUUAUAUACGCUAUACCUAAAGUUAGUUAUAUCUGUCAUACUGUUUGGUGCAUUUAUUUUUAAAAUAAAUUAUUUAAUAAUAAAUAAUUCGGAAACCAA
Messenger RNA from Symsagittifera roscoffensis, 1962 nucleotides. RefSeq lists its product as uncharacterized. NCBI's taxonomy places the organism in Eukaryota, Metazoa, Xenacoelomorpha, Acoela, Convolutidae. Gene Ontology annotation, molecular function: thioredoxin-disulfide reductase (NADPH) activity. The transcript is spliced from 2 exons. The coding region runs from base 314 to 1756 and encodes 480 amino acids. The record is from RefSeq and is a predicted model, not a curated record.